AACAAAAUCCUCUGAAUCAAAGAUGAUAAGAAAGCGUACAUUGCUCCAAAUACGCAAAUACGCGCUCAUCUUCUUCGUUCUACUACUCAUCUUUAUAUAUUGCAAUCACUAUCGUACAAAGUCCGAAGAUGACAAUCUGGAGAGCUUUCCCCAGCAAUCUACGCAGCUCGACCAUAGGAUUGUACCCUCGCCAACCAAACGUCGUCCGCGCAUCUAUGAGUUGGCAGAAAUGCAGAGCUGGGGUCCCCAUAUGCGACGGAUAAUAUUUGAUGAAGAAGAAACAGAGAACUUGGCACCAUCACAGAUAAUUAGCAGCAGCUUACAGAAGCACACCACACUAAAGAUAGAAGCAGCAAUUCCUCUAUUGGCCCCAGACGAGUCAACAUCCCGAGCACAUAAGCCAAAGAGCUACUAUGUAGAUAGUCGUAGGUGCAAAAUGCAUUAUCCAGAUCCAUUCUCCUCGGAGGUGCUUGCCAUAUACCGUCCAUCAAAGUUCAAAUCGUGCUCCAACCUAACCGAUGUGAUCAAUGUAGAGUUCGAUGCGGAUCAUCAGCAGUAUAGGCUACAUGUUGAUCAAAAGCUAGUGCCUAAAUUAGUUCCAGGACUGACGUCCUAUGCCUGCUAUUAUCGUGCCGUGACUAGAGCCCCAGACGAAAAUGAUAGUGGAUUUAGCGAAAUACAUCCACGGGUGUACUUCCAGCAAGAUGUCCUGUUGCCCACCAACAUGAGUGGCAUAAUUGUGGAGUGCCAUGACGUCAACAAUAUCGAUCGUAUUAUCCAGCAGGAUGCCUUUCCUCUGGUUCAAGUGCGCAACCAAAUCGAUUUGAAGGUGAACCUAAGCUCAAGCUCCCCUCAGUCAACACCCACGAUUGAGCGUCAGCCCAGUGUUAUUCUGAUCGGUCUGGAUUGCAUGUCGCGAAUGAAUUUUCAGCGCACUAUGCCGGAGACGGCGAAGUUUGUUAAGCAACAGGGCUGGUUUGAAAUGCAGGGCUACAAUAAAGUUACGGACGGCACUCUGCCCAAUUUAUUACCCAUACUGGCUGGCCUAAAAAUGGGCGAUCUGUGCUCUUGGCGCAUGCCGGAUUGCUUGGAUCGUCAGCCGUGGAUCUGGAAGGCGUACAAGGCGGCUGGCUAUAGCACUGCGCUCGCAGAUGAUGUGCCAAGUGGUGGCAUUUUCACGACAUUUUCGCCGGGUUUCCUCCAAGUGCCCGUGGACCAUUAUCUGCACACCCUAUUGCAUGGAAUUGCCGCUUUUAUGAAGGUCUAUAUGCGUUUCGGGCACAGUUAUUGCAUCGGUCGCAGGCUUAGCAUCAGUUAUGUCUUUGAGUUCUGCACCCAAUUCGUGCAGCGCUAUAUGGAGGAGCAUGGCAGGCCAGUUUUUGGUUUAUUUUGGACGGCCUCUUUCACGCACGAUCAUUACUACGGCGCCUCUAGUCUGGAUGCCAAGUUUCUCGAAUAUAUGCGUGUGCUGGAGGGACAUCAGCUGUUCGAACAGGCUAUAGUUGUGCUCUUCAGCAAUCAGGGAGCACGCGUGGGGGAACUGGUGGAGCUGUCGGACGGUUUUCUGGAAGAGCGCCUGCCUCUGCUGCACAUCUACUUGCCAGCCUGGUUUCGUAAUGCCUAUCCAAAAUAUGCCGAGGCACUGCAACUGAAUCGCAAUCGUCUCUGCUCCAAUUUCGAUCUGCACUACACAUUGCAGCACAUCUUGCAGUUGAAUGCACACGAAUUUUUCGAAUUGCCUCCAUUAGAAAAGUACCCGAGCAGUCGCUCCCUGCUUCAUCCACUGCCUAAGGAUCGCAGCUGUGAGGAUGCCUAUAUACCAGAGCAUUGGUGUACGUGCAAUACUUUCAUUUCGGUUCCCAAAACGGGGGAAAUGUACCUCAUGGCCAAGGUCGUUGUCUCACACAUCAACGGCUAUUUAAUGAAGUUCUAUUCGAAUGCAACCUGCGAACGCUUGAUGCUCUCCGAUUUGGAGAAAUGCGAACGCAAACUCAUAUUCGAGGAGGAUGGCAGGGAGACGAUGUACGGCAGCAUUGCGACCUUCCGUUUGAGGUUCCAUACCAUUCCCUAUGGCCGCUUCCAGGCUACGGUUUUUCACAAUCGGGAAACGAAAUUCUUGGAACGUAUACACGUGCCAGACGUAAGUCGACUCAGCUCCUAUCAAAAUACCUCCAAGUGCGUGCAGGACAAGACAGCGAAGAAAUUUUGCAUUUGUCGUGUAUAUGUGCCGCCUCAAAACCAAACCACAGCAUCACGCAAAGUCGACAAGACAGCUCUAUAAAUUAUUGAAACGUAGCUAUUGAUUUUAUACCGAGUAUUUGUAAACAAAAAUUCUGGUCGGCACUAAAUUAAAGAUAAUUUUGCAAAUUUGGCUAAUUGUGACAAAUGUUGUGAAAUGUUUGUUUGUUGUAUUUUAAAUAAGAAAUUCUUUAUUAAACUUGCCAAAAAGUA
Messenger RNA from Scaptodrosophila lebanonensis, 2451 nucleotides. RefSeq lists its product as uncharacterized. The record is from RefSeq and is a predicted model, not a curated record. NCBI's taxonomy places the organism in Eukaryota, Metazoa, Arthropoda, Insecta, Diptera, Drosophilidae. The transcript has 2 exons. Bases 23 to 2281 code for a protein of 752 amino acids.